CUAAACCCGUAAGGGCAACUUUACAACACCAUUUUUUUGCUAGAUUGAUGGAAAAGAUGCGGAUGCUCCGUAGAGUCUCCGAGGGGCAAUGGGGGCACUCAUCCCAUUGCUCUUUUGGUGUACCCUGGUCUUAUUUCUGAAUGUCAUAUCGUCGUUGAUUCGCAGAUCUAGUAUCUGUCCCUCCUUUUAGACUCUUUUUCUGUUUUGCCCGCAAUUCGCCGCCCCAUCCGUUGCGGCACUCAGUGGUCAUAUCUGUGCUUGUCUUUUCUUCUUUUUUUCUUGUCUUCUUACACCUCCUGCAGGAGUUCAAGAAUCUUGACACUUCUCUUGUGUUGUGUCUUGUCUUUUCAUUCCCUUGAAUUCCCUUUGCAAUCUUUUUCUGCUGCAAAAGGAUAAUCCCUUGACUCGAGAUGCGUUUCCAAACGGCCGAGUCAUCUGGGCCCGCUGGCCCGGAGGCCCUUCAGAAUGGCUACGAUAAGCGUUCGCCUUCUCCAGAACCCUCUACCAGUCUUCCUUUUGGUCAGGGACUGGCAUUGAGUGCCAUUCGUGGCCCAACUUACUUGACUGCGCAGACUCUCAUCCAGCAAGUCGCCUACACUUUGUCGGAUAAGCUGUUCACCUACUCCCCCGAGACUUUCGACCUCGAUCUCGCUGUCAAGGACUGGUCCGCUCAGGACGAGUUGAAUGCUCAUGGAUAUACUACCAAAGUUUCUGCCAUGGAAACCCGCCUUGGCGCUGGCGCCAUUGCUUUGGGUUACAUGUUCUCCAAGGACUUUGAUCUCAAGAAGCGUCACAUUCCCCAGGGUAUCCUUGCGUCUUCCUCAACCCUGACUUUCCUCCGCUCUGCGCUGGACCAAUUGUCUCUUCUCUACUCUGUGGCAAACCCGUUUGUUGCCCACAUUGCUGCGGUUGAUUAUGCUGCUGGUACUACGAACGGCCUCGUGACCGACUAUGCCUUGGCCCUGGACCUCGCUGAAGAUCUUGGCUUCGGUCUCGUCUCCAGCACUUCGGCUUACGAGUCGCAGCACAUGGCUCUCUUCGCGACUUUGCUUGCAAGCAUUCUGCCUACUAUCCACGUUUACGAUGGCAUUCGCGUUGGCCGUGAGACCACUCGCAUUGUUGACGCCCUAGACCAGUCUGCCCUCUCUAGCAGCUACAACACCGUUCGCGCUGAGGCCGACAAGGUUGACAAGAGUGAGGAUGCUGGCCGCCGCACCACCGAGCUGCUCAAGGCUUUCAACGACGAGCUGGGCACUGCUUACAAGCUUUUCGAGUACCACGGCCACAGCGAGGCCGAGGCAGUUCUUGUGGUCUUUGGCAGCGUCGAGGCCUCUCUGGCUGCUCAGGUUGCCGCUGAGCUUGCCAAGCGUGGCGCAAAGAUUGGCGUUGUCAACGUUCGCGUGUAUCGACCUUUCGUCGAGGAGGCCUUCCUCGCCGAGCUCCCCGUCUCUGUGCGCAACAUUGUUGUGCUCGGCCAGGUACAGGAUGCUCUCUCCGUUGCCGAGUCCACGGUCCACUCUAAGCUCUACGACGAUGUUCUCGCCUCCAUUGUCUUCUCUGCUGGCAAAUUUGCCAAGCAGCCUGAGGUUGUCGACCUGAAGUAUGCUCGGGAGCAAGUCUUCACUCCCAGCGUGUUCUCGACUCUGUUCCAGCAGAUUGCCUCUCAGGCUCCUCUUCAAUUGAACACUGCUGCCGAGGAGCAAGCCGACGUAGACUUGCUCGACCAAACCUCUGUUCAGCAGUACUCCUUCUGGGAUGUGGACGACUCCGUCUCGGCCACCGCUCCCGUCGCUCUCGGUCAGCUCUUGUCCAAGGACUCCUCCAGCAACGUCUUUGUCCGCACGGGCCACGACAACCUGGUUCAGGGUGGCUCUGUGCGCACCGAUAUUCGAUCCUCCAAGAAGGCCAUUGAGGCGCCUUAUGCCAUUGCCAAUGGUGAUGUUGCUGUCGUGCUCGACGCUAAGCUGUUCGAGUCCUUUGAUAUUAUCAGCAGCAUCAAGGUUGGCGGAUCUGUCCUUGUUCGCCUUCCCGGCGUCAAGGACGAGGAUGUUGAGAAGAAACUGCCCGUGGGCGUUCGCAAGGCCCUCGUUGAGAAGAAGAUUGAAUUCUUUGUCCUCGACCCACAGGCUUCUGAGACUGUCUCCAAGGAUGAGACUGCCGAGUCCUACCUGACUCAGCUCGCCUUCUUGUCUGUUGCCCGCAAGGACCUCGUUUCCAAUGCUUCUGAGAAGCUCGCUGCCGUCAAUGGCAACCCCGAGGCGCUCCAGAGCCUCGAUAAGGAGCUCGAAAAGGCUCUUCGCGCGUUCGAGGUGCCCGAAGCCUGGGCUACUGUUGAGGCCGAGGUCGAGAUUCCAUCUCUCCCGACCGACGUCAACGUCAACAGCUUCGCCGGGUUUGACAAGAGCGAGUCCGAACCCGUGACUCUCUCUCGUGACUGGAAGACUGUUGCCCAGGGUCUUGCCUUUAAGGAAGCCUUUGACACCAAGGCUGCUCUCCGUCCCGACCUGCCCGUCAAGACCUACACCAUCAAGGUCAAGGAGAACAAGCGUCUCACGCCGACCAGCUACGACCGUAACAUUUUCCACAUUGAAUUCGACCUUGGCGACUCUGGCCUCAAGUACGACAUUGGCGAGGCCCUCGGUAUCCACGCGCACAAUGACACGGAAGAAGUCAACGACUUCAUCACCUUCUACGGCCUCAACCCCGAAGAAGUUGUCCAAGUGCCCUCGCGCGAAGACCCCGACGUUCUCGAGAGCCGCACCAUCUUCCAGGGUCUGCAGCAGAACGUCGACCUGUGGGGCCGUCCCCCCAAGCGCUUCUACCAGGCCCUCUCCGAGUUCGCCACCGACGAAAAGGAGAAGCGCGAGCUGCUCGCACUCGGCGGCGCCGAAGGUGCCACUGAAUUCAAGCGCCGCGCUGAAGUUGACACGGUCACUUAUGCCGAUAUUCUGCUCGAGUUCCCCUCUGCGCACCCUUCGUUCGACGACAUUGUGCGCAUUGUCGACCCCAUGAAGCGCCGCGAGUACUCCAUCUCGUCGAGCCAGAUUGUCAACCCCACGACCGUCUCGCUCCUCAUCGUCGUCGUCUCCUGGGUCGACCCCCACGGCCGCGACCGCUGGGGCCAAGCCACGCGCUACCUCCACCGCCUCCGCCCCGGCGACAGCCUCACCGCCAGCGUCAAGCCCUCGGUUAUGAAGCUCCCUCCCAAGUCGACCCAGCCUCUGAUCAUGGCCGGCUUGGGUACCGGUCUUGCCCCCUUCCGCGCCUUUGUCCAGUACCGCGCGUGGCAAAAGAGCCAGGGCCUCCCCAUCGGCGCCGUCCUGCUGUACAUGGGCUCGCGCACGCAGCGCGAAGAGUACCUCUACGGCGAGGAAUGGGAAGCCUACCGCGACUCCGGCAUUGUGACCCUCCUCGGCCGUGCCUUUUCCCGUGACCAGCCCCAGAAGAUCUACAUCCAGGACCGCAUGCGCGAGACCCUGCCCGACAUCAUCCAGGCGUACAUUCGCGAAGAAGGCGCCUUUUAUCUCUGCGGUCCUACCUGGCCUGUUCCCGAUGUCACGAGCGUGCUCGAAGAGGCUAUCACCACUGAGACUCGUGCCCGCGCAAACGACCCGGCCAAGAAGGUCGAUGCCAGACGCGAGAUUGAGAACCUCAAGGAGGAAGAGCGCUACAUUCUUGAAGUGUACUAACGUACUCGUUUCCCCCAUAUCUUUGUUAUUUUUUAAACUCCAUGUCAUUUUCACGUUUGACCUUUUUAUUUAAGAUAUCAUUGUCUUCUUUCCAUUAUCCUAUAUUACAGUUAUAGAAUGGCGGCUCAAGCAUCUUUUACAUACUCGAAAUAUUUCUCCAUCAUUGGUUCAUGUCCGAAUGGAGAGUAAAAGUCAAUGAAAUUCAUAUAUAUACUCUUCCUUGACAGUCC
Xylona heveae TC161 is the source of this 3919-nucleotide messenger RNA. RefSeq lists its product as hypothetical. The transcript has a single exon. Lineage: Eukaryota; Fungi; Ascomycota; Xylonomycetes; Xylonales; Xylonaceae. Gene Ontology annotation, molecular function: sulfite reductase (NADPH) activity; FMN binding; oxidoreductase activity, acting on the aldehyde or oxo group of donors. Gene Ontology annotation, cellular component: cytosol. Bases 411 to 3689 code for a protein of 1092 amino acids. The record is from RefSeq and is a predicted model, not a curated record.